This is a messenger RNA of Symbiodinium necroappetens, 273 nucleotides long. The record is from the annotation of a GenBank genome assembly. Lineage: Eukaryota; Dinophyceae; Suessiales; Symbiodiniaceae.
AUGUUGGCCUUCUGGUAUAAGCCCCGGCGAAAGCAGUCCCACUUCUACCGUCGCAGGCAGUGGGUGACCAUGCUCCGCAUCGAUGAAAUUGUGUUGAUGCCAGAGGAGGAUCCCACAGACCCCCCGCCGCCCAAACCUGUGCGACUUCUCGACCUUUGGGCCAACAGGUGGCUGGAUCCUGCCGAAAAGGCAGGAAUCGAGAUGGUGAAAGGUGAAGACGGCGCUCUCAUUCCAAAGACUGCUUUAAUAUACGAGCCUUGGCGCAGAUUCUAA